Molecule: messenger RNA, 702 nt
Organism: Penicillium bovifimosum
Lineage: Eukaryota; Fungi; Ascomycota; Eurotiomycetes; Eurotiales; Aspergillaceae
Exons: 2
Coding region: 1-702 (233 amino acids)
Source: RefSeq, a predicted model, not a curated record
AUGUAUCCGCAUGUUCCCGAAAACGAGGGCGGCGACCAGCGUCCGGUCCAGCGUGCUCAGCUUGCUCAGAAAGCCGGCAUCGACCCUGCCUUCAUCGACAAGUGCGAAGUUCACCCUGCCCACCGUCACCUGUGCUCGGUCCACGGUACCCACCCCCACAAGAGUGACGAUCACCUUGUCAAUCGUAUUCGUGCCUCCCGUCCUGCCCCGUCUCAACCCAGCAUUUUGCAGCAAGUUCAUUUCGCAGACGACACCAAGAUAGGCAACGUACUUUCAAAGAGUCGUCCGGACGAGCCACGUCUCAAGUCAUCGUACGCCUCGUACAUCGGACACGCUAUGCGUGCUGGUCUGUUGCCGCUCGAGACCAAGAUAGGCAACGUACUUUCAAAGAGUCGUCCGGACAAGCCACAUCUCAAGUCAUCGUACGAUCCGUACACCAGACACGUUAGGCAUGUUGGUCUGUUGCCGCUUGGGCAUUUCGAUGACCAGCGUCACCCGAGUACUUGGCCUAAUAUGAAGCGCAAUGCGUUUGCUACUCUCACAAGGUCGCCUCCCAAGAGUGGCAAGACGGACCGCUUGAACCAGCCUCUCCCCUCCUUACCUCCUUCUCCCACCACCCCUCGCAACCCCCCUGCCACAGGGGGUGUCUCUUCUGGUGCUACCACCCCGACGGCACAAAAAGGCCCAGUGUCACCCUCCUAG